GCGUCUUCUCUAUCGAAGUUAAGUUUUAUCCCAAGCCGUAACUAGCCCAGUAUCUUCUCUCCGACUCAAAUCGCUUCCAUCAUCUUGAUCAAACGCUUGCUUCUUAGAUUCCGCUAUCGCUGGCACUGUUGCCCGUGCGUGCUUCGAGGACUGCACGAUGUCUGUCUAUCAGGGCGCCAGCCUUCCGGAUGAAAUUCUGUCCUUGAUAUGUGAGGAGCUGGGAAGCGAGAGGGAAUUUGGCUCGCUCUACACAUGCGCUCUGAGUUCCAAGUCUUUCGCAGACCCCGCGCUUCGGACUAUGUAUCAACUACACCAGCACUCUCCAGCGUUCGAGCAGAGAGAUGACCUAGAAGUCCGGCAACGGCCGACCGACUUCGCGACCAAGGCCGCUGAACAGGCGCAGUUCUACCGGAAAUGGACGGUAUUAUGGCGCUCGAUCAUUCUCUCGAGCGUCGACGAUCACGCUACUUACAAGCCCUACUGUCGCUACAUCAAAACCUUGGAUUUCCGGAACUUGUCGUUGAUGUUGGAAGACCUUAAGUUCACAGGCCCUGUCCGGAAGCAGUUCUUUGCCGGGAAACUCCAGGCGUUCCAUUUCCCCAAGGUUGAAUACAAGAGGCAGGUGGUGGACGUCGUUGCCACAGUUAAUGCCAUUGGAGAUGCGGUGACCACCAAGACGACGCUGCUGGAGGAGAUUGACGGCCACAUGGGCCCGGGAUUCUUGUCAAGGUGGAUAUCUCGAUCGCCAAAGCUGCAGACCAUGGUGCUUUGGAAAGGCGACGCCCUGGUCAACGGCGCUGGGGCUGCACUUGCUGAGCAUUGCGAUAAUUUCCACAGCUUGACUUUACAUGAGUGGGAGUCUCCAGAUGCGGAUGAGGCAUUUGCCACUUUCCUGAACGAGCUCAAACCCGAUACGCUGAGGUACUUUGAAAUGAUCAGCAACAAUGAUCUUGGCCAGCGAUCCUUUCAAGCGCUCGGCCGGCACAAGACACUACAACAACUGGAUCUGGGGAGUCUGAAUCAAGAUGCGGUGCGAAACCUGAACGCCCUCAAGGACUGCACUGAGAUCCAGACACUGAAACUCGACGACAGAUAUGGAAAUAUCCAGCUGGAGCUUCGAAACAACGAUGUAUUCCUGGAAGUCGUCGAAUGGCUAAGCUCUUGCAAAACCCUCUGCGAUCUCAGCCUGAAGCAAUUCUUUGAUGGGCCCGCUCUACUCUCCAGAGUAUUAUGUUCCCCCAGUGUGAGGUUGACAAGGUUAUCCCUCGAAGGCUAUACCGUACGCCACACCAAUUCUCAGUUGUUCCACACUGCGUUGGCUGAGCAGAGAACCCUCGAGUCGGUGUGGCUCAAAGGAAAUGGUGAAGAUACGAUGCCGGAUGACCUACAAUUCAUGGUUGAAGGGUUGUGUAACUUGACAAAUCUGAGGGAACUUGUCUUGAAGGAUGUCUCGGAUGAGUUCUCGGAAGAGCACAUCAUUUCUCUCGCUGUCAGCCUACCACUUCUUGAAGACUUUUGGACAAGUGGAGGCGAAGUAUCGGCCGACAUCCUCCAACCCCUUGCGAACCUCAAAUACCUGAAGAACCUUACGUUGUACGCCAUGACUCGGUUCACCUCGGGGGCCAUCAUGGAGUUCUUGAUGAGUCUUGAUCCUGAGAAGCAGAAGGGGUUCAACCUGUCGCUGAUGGCCGUUGAUCCUGAUUAUGAUUUGACCGAGGAUUCGCAGGAGAUGAUUCGCGAGUAUAUGCGAGCAAACCUCGAUGGCAAAUUUGACUUUGUCCUAUGGCGUGAGGCUGACCCAAGCGAUAGCGAGGACGAUUGAUCGAACUUGGGUGCUAUGAGUCAGCCGCUCUGCGUAGACACCAAUGCACUUCCGGGAAAGCACGACUCUCAACAUCUUGGUUGACAAAUAUCGUGCGACUUGUGUGCUUAAACCUAUGGGGUCGUUGGUACGACAUAGGCCAAUGAAAGCUGCCCUGGAGCUCUAGCCUCAAGACUUUGUUGGCUGAGCAUGACACUGAGGUGCAUGAUAGGCCUGGUCACAUCAAAAAGCGCUUCAGCUGGACUGUGGCGAUGAUGGCUCUCCGCUUCAGAGACUUGCCAAUCCUUCUGACGCUGGGCUUGGUC
Molecule: messenger RNA, 2127 nt
Organism: Cladophialophora immunda
Lineage: Eukaryota; Fungi; Ascomycota; Eurotiomycetes; Chaetothyriales; Herpotrichiellaceae
Exons: 2
Coding region: 158-1822 (554 amino acids)
Source: RefSeq, a predicted model, not a curated record